This is a messenger RNA of Molossus molossus (Pallas's mastiff bat), 4140 nucleotides long. RefSeq names its product platelet derived growth factor D (gene PDGFD). Gene Ontology annotation, biological process: platelet-derived growth factor receptor signaling pathway; positive regulation of ERK1 and ERK2 cascade; positive regulation of protein autophosphorylation. The record is from RefSeq and is a predicted model, not a curated record. The transcript is spliced from 7 exons. The coding region runs from base 199 to 1311 and encodes 370 amino acids. Gene Ontology annotation, molecular function: growth factor activity; platelet-derived growth factor receptor binding. Gene Ontology annotation, cellular component: membrane. Lineage: Eukaryota; Metazoa; Chordata; Mammalia; Chiroptera; Molossidae.
UAUCAGCUCAGCACCACAAGGAAGUGCGGCACCCACAGGCGCUCGGAAAGUUCAGCAUGCAGGAAGUUUGGGGACAGCUCGGCGACUAGAGCAGCCCGGGCCAGCGGGGCAGCGGCGGAGAGCGCGGCGCGGCGGCCGUCCCGGGAGCCUGUCCCGGAUUUUUCUUGGAGCGACGCUGACCCUGGGUCGCUGAUCCCAAUGCACCGGCUCAUCCUCGUCUACACUCUAGUCUGCGCAAACUUUUGCAGCUAUCGGGACGCUUCUGCAGCUCCGCAGAGCGCAUCCAUCAAAGCUUUGCGCAACGCCAACAUCAGGCGAGAUGAGAGCAAUCACCUCACAGACUUGUACCGAAGAGACGAAACCAUCCAGGUGACUGGAAACGGCCAUGUGCAGAGUCCCCGCUUCCCAAACAGCUACCCCCGGAACCUGCUCCUGACCUGGCGGCUCCGUUCCCAGGAGAAAACCCGGAUACAGCUGGCCUUUGACAAUCAGUUUGGAUUAGAGGAAGCAGAAAAUGAUAUCUGUAGGUAUGAUUUUGUGGAAGUUGAAGAUAUAUCAGAAACCAGUACCAUUAUCAGAGGACGAUGGUGUGGACACAAGGAAGUUCCUCCAAGAAUAACAUCAAGAACAAACCAAAUCAAAAUAACAUUUAAGUCUGAUGACUACUUUGUGGCUAAGCCUGGAUUCAAGAUCCAUUAUUCUUUUGUGGAAGAUUUCCAACCCGCAGCAGCCUCAGAAACCAACUGGGAGUCGGUCACAAGCUCUAUCUCAGGGGUAUCCUAUCACUCUGCAUCAGUAACGGACCCCACUCUCACGGCGGAUGCUCUGGACAAAACCGUUGCACAGUUUGAUAAGGUGGAAGACCUGCUCAAGCACUUCAGUCCCGAAUCAUGGCAAGAAGAUCUGGAGAAUCUGUACUUGGACACACCCCAUUAUCGAGGCCGGUCAUACCAUGACAGGAACUCAAAAGUUGACCUGGACAGGCUCAACGACGAUGUCAAGCGGUACAGCUGCACGCCCAGGAACUACUCGGUGAACGUGAGAGAGGAGCUGAAGCUGAGCAGCGUGGUCUUCUUCCCCCGCUGCCUCCUGGUGCAGCGCUGCGGGGGGAACUGUGGCUGCGGCAGCGCCGGCUGGAAGUCCUGCAGGUGCAGUUCGGGGAAGACUGUGAAAAAGUACCACGAGGUGUUGAAGCUCGAGCCUGGCCAUUUCAGGAGGAGGGGCAGAUCGAAGUACAUGGCCAUCGUCGACAUCCAGCUGGAUCACCACGAGCGGUGCGAUUGCAUCUGCAGCUCCAGGCCACCUCGAUAAAAGAAUGUGCACGUUCAUUAAGCAUGAAAGAUCCUUUAGUUUAAGGAGAUCCUUUUCCCACCAGCAACCGAACUUACUGCUCGCCUGCAAAGCAAUGAAUACAAGUGGUUGCUGAGUUUCAGCCUCGCUUUGUUAGUGCCGUGGCAAGUAGAAAGGUGUAUCAUCAACCUCUAUAUCCAAGAAUAUAGGAUUGCAUUUACUAAUAGUGUCUGCGGGUAUAUCCAUGUCUACAUGUACAUAGGCCAUAUGGUUCAUUCAGUAUAUAUAACCAGGUAACCAGGUACACCAGAACUUACAUAAGGUGAGUCAUUUAGAGCCUUAAAAUCUUUUGACAAAAUAAGUGACAUAUUAAAUACGUGAAACAUGUCUUGGGAAUAUUUGGAAGAUUAAUUUAUUUUUAAAUUUUGAAUCACAGAACAAUUUUGGAUCUUGCUCUUUAAAGAAGUGCAAGAUUUUAUAUUAAAAACCAAUAGCUGAGCUUUUCUUAUAUAUACAUCUUAAUACUAAGAAAGGAAAAAUGAGGCUUCUGGGGAAAAGGCACAAACCAAACCAUUUUCCCUGUGAGAUACACGACGUGCCUAUGCAGACAGGAAACACCUGCUCCAAGUGCAUGCCACAGUAAUCAAUACAGGAGCGCGGCCAUGAAGUCAUCUUUCUGUGCAUCUUGCUGAGGCAUGUAAUUCAUUUAACACCAGCCUAAAAAGAAAUUCUCAAAAGGUCUAUUAUUAUAAUCCUACAAUAGACCAUUUAUAAACUGUACAAGAAAUUUUCAUUGUUUCUUUCCAAAAACCCCUCCACAGAAGUAACUUUUUUGGAGAGUGGCGUGGGUCUCUACAUGAGCCUUUCCGAAUACUGUCCAUUGAGAGACUUGGUAGGCGAAAGUAAAAACAUUAGGCAUUGAAGUAUUAACCUAACUGGAAAUUGGAUGGAAUACUUGAUAGGAUCCAUAUUUAAUAAUGGAUUCAAACUCUCCAAACUAUGCUAAUUAAUUUUAUGUAUUUUGCUAUUGUCUUCCUGUCUCUUUGAUAUACAGACAUGGAUUUACAAGGCAUUUUAUAUUUGACAAGCCAUCCUGGAGACAGGUUUAGAGCCUAAAAGCUUUUGUGUAUUAAAACAACCCAAAUUUAUGGAUGUAAAUUUCUAAUUAUGUUCUCACGCACCAUCUCUGAGCCCUGUUUCUGAACUCAGUGAAUCAGAUCUGGGGCCUGAGGUUCUUUUCCAACCCCAGGGACCCCGUCCUAAGGAGCCCACUGCAAUUGUGGGAGCAUGACCCUGGCCCCGCUCUGCCACUAGGAAACGGUUUUUGCACCUGUGGUUACCACUGGUGUUUACAGUAAUUUUUCUUCUCUGGCUCCUUACUGUCUGCUCGCAAGGGGACUGACUCCAGGAGUGAAAAGUGAUCCAUCAUUCUCCGAAGCAAGGCUCUGAAGAGAGCAACACCGGAAUCGAGAUAGCUCGGGGCUGCUCACAGAGAACUACCUUUUUCUUGCUGCUUUGAAUGAAGAAAGGAGAGCUGGUUUCUUUCCUGAGUCCAGGCCCCUACUGACUAAAACCAGUCUGCGUGAGGGGUGUGUGACAGGUGCUUGUUAAGCCCCUGUGCCAGAUGAGUGGCCACAAUGUACUUGGAAUUCUAAGCAUGGUGCUCUCAGGACCAAAUUCUCCACUAUCCUGAGCUCAUUUCUUCUCAGCUCUUUGAGAAGAAAGGUCAAUGCUUAUUGAGGAUAUAUUUUCAAACUGUGUCCAGAGGUGAGCAGUAAAAUUAAAUAAAGAUUGUUCAGUUGUCCAGAAUCCCAGAGUCAGCAAAAGCUAAGACAGACAUUCCCCUUCAUGACCAUUUGCAAGUUUCCUAUGAAAACAUCGGAUUCCUGUACCCACAUCAAAAUGCGUUGCCACAUGUUAACCUGUUGGGCUUACACCGUGUCUGUAAGGAGGAAAAAUGAGAGUGUUCUACCCAAUUUUCAAUAAACCUUCCAGGCAGCAAUAACCAGCAUGGUUUUCAGUUAAAGCCCUAUCUGUGCUUUUAAUUUAUUCGCUGAAAUGUAAGAAGGCAUAUUCACUCACUUUUCUUUUUUUCUUUCCUUCCUGUUUUAUUAAAACUUCUCCUUUGGUUAUCUGCUAUCUAUCACACUUCCAAUAAAUCUGUUUUAUUCCCAUGAAAAGAAUCAAACAUUCACCGUACAAACUGCAUUUCAAUACAAACCCUAAUAAAUCCACCUGAAAUUAUGCCUUUCAUUCAAUAUGUUCUUAUAGGGCAAAACACUUUCAAAAGUAGAAUUUUUGUUUUUGUCAUAUCGGUAACAUGCAGCUUUUCCCCCUCAUAGCAAAUGUAAUAUGCCUCUUAUCUUUGUGAAAAAUAAAUGUUGCUUUCAACAAAAGUACUCCAUUGCUUCGUACUCCUCUGUGCAAGUUACAGACUUGCUUUUGCAAAUGCAUACUCCUGUUGGGAGUGACCACAGAGGCACUGGAUAUCUGAAGGCUUGGUUCUAGAAUGUUGAAAGAGUAGAACCUUGUUCCCUGACAGUGGGAUUCUACUCUGUCCCUGUUCUGAAGCCCAGCCACGAGGUGGGACUUGGGUUUCUGUUGUUGCUUCUUUGUAUGACUGUUUCCCCUCCGGCCUUUUAAUGAGAUAAAGUCCUCUCUAACAUUGCUCACUUAAGAGAGUUGACAGCCCAUCUCUUCCCCCUGCACCUGAAAUUAAAAACCUCAGAGACACAUUUCCCUUUUGUCCACCCUCACACCUCUUCCCAUCUGGAUGGACACCCCAGCUCGUGGGUCAGUGGUGUCAGCUUAGAGAGACCAGUUUAGGGGCUACACUCCUCUAAACUUCCG